AGCCGCUUGAAUGAACGAUUCACUGACACCAGCUGGAUCAAAUACAUGCAAGGGAAAGAGGAUAAAUACACGCAACAGACCCCCUUUUCUACCAGUCAGGCUGGAACUGGCAUGAUGGUAUUAAAUCCGUUGAAGCGCACACUGACGCCUUUGGACUAUUCACUACGACGGCGCUCUGAUGUAGGGUCCAUCAUAGCUCGUCAUCAAGCGAUAGACGACGCAAAUUCUCUCGCUAGCAUCGAUCGUCCUCCCUCCGAAGUCGAAGAGCUCCCACCAGCGAAGAUCUACCAUCCCCUAUCAAUUCAUGUGCUUGCGCUCCUCAUGCCUGCAUCAAUCUUCGGAGUCCUCGCACGACUUGGGUUGCAAGCGCUCGCUACGUACAACGGGCAGAGUGUUUUUCCUUUGGCUUACGUUCAGGCCACGGGGUGCUUUAUUAUGGGUAUUGGGUUGAAAAUGAAGGUGCCCUUUGGUAAUUUUUAUGGUCCGUUGUACACGGCUAUGACCACUGGGUUCUGCGGAUCGUUAACAACGUUUUCUGGGUGGCAGGUGGACGUGUUUGACUCGUGGGUAAACACCGGUCAGUUCCACAGAGGCGGACUUCGAGAUGUUGUAGACGGGCUUACGAAGACUUGGGUCACACUUGUGUUAUCUCUGGCGUCUCUACAGUUAGGAAUAUAUGUCUGUGGCCUAGCUCAACCGUAUUUUCCGGCCCCUCGACCGCCCACCAAGAACGUCCGAUACACGCUCACUAUCCUUGCUAUCCUCACAUACGCAGCGGCCUUUCCGGCUUACUUCCUUCUGCCACACAAUUUCCGCCACCAAACGACCGCCGCACUCCUGUUUUCAUACCCUGGUACAUUAACUCGGUACCUUCUGUCACUAAAUUUGAAUCCCCGCCUGAAGACUUUACCUCUUGGCACUUACAUGGCGAAUUCGCUUGGGACCGCUCUCCUCGGAUUCUUCCAUGUCCUUCAAGGCCUGCCGUCGGCGGUUUCCCCUAAUACGUGUUCGCUGCUUCAAGGUUUAGGAGACGGGUAUUGCGGUUGUUUAACAACAAUCAGCACUUUUGCUGCGGAGAUCAUCGCAUCGGAAGGAUGGAAGGCUUGGACAUAUACCAUCAUCAGUUGGAUCACUGGGCAAUUAUUGCUGCUGGUUAUCAUGGGAUCGUCUUUUUGGGGUGGUCGUGUAAAGGAGCAGAUGACAUGCAGUUUCCAGACGUCGUGAGUUGGAAAUAGAGCCAAGUACUGCCAAGUAUUACAUAUAAAUGUGCUACGAAGAGGUUUCAUAUGUCCGAUGUGCUUCGAGGUCUGUAGAUUUCCCCUGUGGCCUACGAUCUUGCUGAAGUCAGUUGUGAUCGAACCGUUGUAGCUGUGAACGCGAAAGCGGAGUU
Molecule: messenger RNA, 1390 nt
Organism: Suillus paluster
Lineage: Eukaryota; Fungi; Basidiomycota; Agaricomycetes; Boletales; Suillaceae
Product: CrcB-like protein-domain-containing protein
Exons: 4
Coding region: 46-1224 (392 amino acids)
Biological process (GO): fluoride transmembrane transport
Cellular component (GO): membrane
Molecular function (GO): fluoride transmembrane transporter activity
Source: RefSeq, a predicted model, not a curated record